Messenger RNA from Phytophthora infestans T30-4, 1093 nucleotides. RefSeq names its product NADH-cytochrome b5 reductase, putative. Bases 77 to 967 code for a protein of 296 amino acids. Gene Ontology annotation, molecular function: cytochrome-b5 reductase activity, acting on NAD(P)H. Lineage: Eukaryota; Oomycota; Peronosporomycetes; Peronosporales; Peronosporaceae. The transcript has a single exon. The record is from RefSeq and is a predicted model, not a curated record.
GCGGUCUUGAACGAGGGGUGCAGGAAGCGCGUCAGUAGCGGUUUUGCAGUCUCCGAUUCGAAGCUAUUGAUCAACGAUGUUCUCCUCUGUCCUCCGCUCCGCAUCCCGCCAGCCUCUGAGCAGCGCCGCUUCCAUGACGGCAAUGGCGUCUGCCCUUGGCCUCGCUAGCUUCUCGUCUACCGCACGCAACGCUGAGGAACCAAAGGUGGCGCUGAGCCCCAAGGAAUUCCGCUCCUUCAAGGUAACAAAGGUGGAGGAAGUGACCCACGACACCAAGCGUCUUGUCUUCGCCCUUCCUAGCAAGGAGCACGAGAUGGGUAUUACUGUUGCUAGCUGUCUGAUGGCGAAGGCGAGCGUGGACGGCAAGAACGUCGUCCGUCCAUACACGCCCACCAACACGAACGCCGAGAAGGGCGAGCUGGAGCUCGUGGUCAAGGGCUACCCGACCGGCAAGCUGAGCAAGCAUAUCGUUGACUUGAACGUGGGCGAUGAGCUGGCCAUGAAGGGUCCAUUUGUCAAAUUCGAAUACAAGCCCAACCAGUACAAGAGCAUCGGUUUUCUGUGCGGUGGCUCGGGUAUCACCCCCGCUCUGCAGGUGGUCAAGGAGAUCUGCCGUAACCCGGAUGACUCGACGCAGGUUGUGCUGAUCUUCUGCAACCGGACGGAGAAGGACAUUAUUCUUCGUGACGAGCUGGACGCUCUGCAGUACAUGUACCCGCAGUUCCAGGUUAACUACGUUCUGGACAAGCCUGAGGCUAACUGGGAAGGUUACUCGGGUUACGUGACCAAGGAGCUGGUCGAAAAGCUGCUGCCCGGUCCGUCCGACGAGACUCUGAUCGGUGUGUGCGGUCCUCCUCCGAUGAUGGACGCCAUCUCGGGCAACAAGGCCCCCGACCGGAGCCAGGGCGAGCUCAAGGGCCUGCUCAAGGAGAUGGGAUACACCAGCAGCCAGGUCUUUAAGUACUAAGUCGAGUGACCCGAUCCUUCGACAUGUAGGCAGUAACUGAAGCUGACUACCUCGUUACCGUAUUCACUGACUGUCAUGAAAAAUGGAUACCUGUGUAGCAAUAAAGAUUGCGCAUCGGUUUCCACU